AUGCACACGAGAAUCGCCUACCGCGACGCGCCGGUGCCGUGCCCGCCACGUCGCUCGUGUCUCAAGAGCGGAUCUUCCGCUGGACGGAAGUUCUGGGGCAGCGAGGCUGGAGGCCGCUACUACGUCGAUUCCGAAGCAGCAGGAAGAGGUGUGUCUCGCACGGCCUAUCUCCAAGACCAGCGCGCAUCGCAGGUCUACGAGUACGAGAGACGUGUCGCUGCUGAGGACAGGAGCUGGAGGUCCAUGUCUUUUCCGUCGGCUCGUCGAUACUCGAGGUCGUACUCGUACAAUCCCAACGUCGUCGGGUUCGCCGGCCACACGGUCUACGUCUACAGUCCCGAGGAAUCCCUGAGGGAGAUCUCCAGGGCUGGAUACAAGCUCGUGUCGACGUCUUCACCUUCACAUUACCUGGCGGAGUAUGAGAAGCCUUCGUGUUGUGGACAUCACUACACGUACCGACGCCCGCGAUUUUCCUCGUACUACUAG
Colletotrichum karsti is the source of this 486-nucleotide messenger RNA. RefSeq lists its product as uncharacterized. The transcript has 2 exons. Bases 1 to 486 code for a protein of 161 amino acids. NCBI's taxonomy places the organism in Eukaryota, Fungi, Ascomycota, Sordariomycetes, Glomerellales, Glomerellaceae. The record is from RefSeq and is a predicted model, not a curated record.